AUGAGAAACAUGGAACAAGCCUUUGUCAAUGUAACCUUCCCCGAGGUCGAAACGUUGGCUACGAUUCCAUCCAGCUCAGACGAGCCUCUCAAUCAAGGACAGGAUGAGCGCAGUGACAAGGAUCUCAAUGACAGCCACAGAACCGACCCCGUUCCCUUUCCCAUUGCCAUCGUGGGGAUGGGAAUGAGGCUUCCAGGCGGAGUGAGAUGCGCUGAGGGAUUCUGGGAAUUUAUCGUCAAUAAACGUGACGGUCUCUGUCAGGUACCAGACUCAAGGUACAACGUGGAGGCGUUCUACGACGUGUCGCGCCCAGGAGCCAUCCGAACAAAGCAUGGGCACUUCAUUCACGAGGACAUCACUCAACUGGACAACGUAUUCUUCAGCAUAGGCAAACCUGAAGCAGAGAAGCUCGAUCCACAGCAAAGACUUCUGUUGGAAGUUGUUUGGGAGUGCAUGGAAAACGGCGGACAGACCGACUGGCAGGGAAGUAACAUCGGCUGCUACGUAGGUGUCUUUGGAGAGGACUGGCUGGAUCUCCUGAGCAAAGACACCCUGCAGCACGACAGAUAUCGCGUCAUGAGUGCCGGAGACUUUGCUCUUUCCAAUCGCGUCUCCUACGUGUACGAUCUGCGAGGACCAAGUGUCACUCUUAGAACAGGUUGCUCUUCGUCCAUGGUUGGAUUGCAUGAUGCAUGUCAAGCCUUGUACGCUGGAGACUGCUCCUCUGCCCUCGUCGCCGGCACGAACCUUAUCAUGGGCCCGACCAUGACAACCACGAUGUCCGAAAACAUGGUGAUAUCCACCAGCGGGAUAUGCAAGACCUUCGACGCAGCAGCCGAUGGAUACGGCCGAGGAGAAGCCAUCAAUGCGAUCUACAUCAAACCACUCCACGACGCGCUUCAGCAGGGGGACCCAAUCCGCGCGAUUAUUCGGUCAACCGCAGUGAAUUGUGACGGCAGAACGCCCAGUAUCACGACUCCAGGGGCCGAAGCCCAAGAGCAGCUAAUCAGACACGCCUAUAGCAAGGCGAGGAUCGACGGGGACGAAGUAUGCAAAACCGCGUUCUUCGAGUGUCACGGCACUGGCACGCUGGUUGGCGACACGGCAGAAACGUCGGUCGUCGCCAACAUUUUCGGGCGCGACGGCAUCUACAUCGGGGCGGUUAAGCCCAAUGUUGGUCACUCGGAGGGUGCCUCAGGCAUCACUAGCAUCAUCAAAUGCGUGUUGGCGCUCGAGCACAACCUCAUCCCUCCCAACGUCCACUUCCGCACCCCGAAUCCGAAAAUCCCCUUCGACAGCGCCAAGCUCUGCGUCCCGGUGGAUCCCACGCCGUGGCCUGCCGACCGACGCAACCGAGUGAGCGUGAACUCGUUUGGCAUCGGAGGAACAAAUGCUCAUGGUGCGCAAUGGCCUACGAUGGGAAGAGACCUGAUGGUCCGAUUUGCAUCAUUUCGGGAUGACAUCCGAAACUUGGACCGUGUGUUGCGGACGUUGGAAGCCGCGCCCGCGUGGACAAUUGAAGGGGAACUAUCGAGGGAAAAUGAAGCCAGCCGGAUAGGGGAUGCUGAGUUCGCGCAACCCCUCACCACUGCCAUCCAAAUCGCCCUGGUAAACUUGCUGCGUGAAUGGGGUGUGUGUCCAACUUCAGUCAUAGGACAUUCCAGCGGUGAGAUCGCUGCUGCCUAUGCUUCUGGAGCGAUCUCAGCUAGUCUUGCAAUUACACUCUCCUAUUUCCGCGGGCAAGCAAUAAAAGCUAUACCACCGAGAUCUGGCGCUAUGGCUGCGGUGGGAAUGUCGCCCGAGCUGGCGAAAACAUAUUUGCGACAAGGGAUCGCCUUGGCAUGUGAAAAUAGUCCCCAGAGCGUUACUUUGUCUGGGGAUGCGAAUGCCUUGGAUGCCGUGCUCGCCCAGAUCCAUAACGACGACAAGGAUACAUUCACUAGGCGGUUGGCUGUCGAUGUUGCCUACCAUUCUCAUCACAUGACCGAACCGGCGCAAGUGUACGAAACGUGCAUACUGCCGUUCAUUUCGCAUAAUGACUAUAUGGUACCUCUAUACUCAACGGUGACCACCAGAGUUGUUUGCGACCCGUCGGAGUUGGAUGCUGGAUAUUGGUGCCAGAACCUGCAGUCCACGGUUUUGUUUGGCCCCGCCAUCCAGCAUAUGGUACGAGACAACUCUACCGGCCUAUUAUUCCUGGAGAUUGGUCCCCAUUCUGCACUAUCAGGACCAGUACGACAAACGAUUCAAUCCGAGCAGACUAUCGAAAGGAUUCCACCUUAUGUUCCCACUUUGCGCAGAGGGCACGCCCAGUGGGAAAGCUUGCUGGAGACAGCGGGGCGUCUGUUUUGUCACGGGGCGACAAUCGAUCUUUCCGCUGCGAUCGCAGAUGGCAAGGUGCUCACAGAUCUGCCACUUUAUCCAUGGCAACAUGAUGGUAAGCUGUGGAGUGAAUCUCGAUUGUCCCAUGACUGGAGGUUCCGGGAAGCACCUUACCACGAGCUUCUGGGGUGCCGGUGCUUAGAAUCGACCAAGGUGGAGCCUUCGUGGAGAAACCUUUUACAGCUCGACCAGGUACCGUGGCUUACAGACCACAGGGUUUGCAAGGAAGUUGUUUUCCCGUGUGCUGGAUAUGUUGCAAUGGUUGGUGAGGCAAUACGUCAAAUAACUGGAACAACUGAUUUCACGGUGAAGAACCUGUUCAUGAAAACAACCUUGACUAUUGCACCGUCCGAGGUUACAGAGGUUGUUACUAGUCUUCGGACAGAAAAGUUGACUGAUAACAUUGAUUCGAGCUGGUACGAGUUUACCAUCUCCGCAUUCCAGAAGGAAGUCUGGAAGAAAUACUGUGUGGGACAAGUCAGGCCUGGGCCAACCAAAGAGCAUCCAAUUCCCAAGAACCCAACCUACUGCCGCACCGUCCCCCAAGACAGGUGGUACAGUGCAUUGGAAGGCCGUGGCCUUGACUACGGCCCUCACUUCCGGGGGCUUGAGUCUAUCUUGGCUUCUACAACUAAGCCAACAGCUACUGCUACCAUACGUGACCGAGGCUUGUUUCAUGCGCACAAAUAUGCGCUCCAUCCCAUAAUCAUUGACCAAAGUCUUCAGCUCCUCAGUGUCGCUGCAACAAACGGUAUACCUCGCCGGCUAACGCGAUUAUGUAUCCCCAUGGCCAUUGAGGAGUUGUAUAUCUGCACAGGGAAGGGCCCAAUGUCCCUUGAAAUGUCAUGUCAGGAAGCUGGGGGAGCCCUGUGUGGCAACGGGGUUGUUUUAGCCGAGAACAAAGUCGUUCUUUCUCUGCAUGAGGGACAUUUUUUCAACAUCCAAGAUCCAGACAUCGGUCGACCAUUGUUGCCAGUAGCCUCUGUCCCUCGCUGGAUGCCCCAUAUUGACUUUGUUCCUUACGAGAAACAGCUUCCACCACUCUAUGUCAAUGUCCCGCUUGGUGAGGGAGUUGCCCGAUUGACACUGUUGGCUAUUCUGGAAACGUAUCACCAGUCGAGACCUUUGGUAGCGGAGGUGCCGCAUCUCAAGAAAUGGCACUCGUGGAUACAGUCGGAGUAUGAGCGUAUACGCCGUGGUGGACAAAGCUGGCUCAAGGAUGUCAAAGAUGCCCUAUCCCUCAGUCAUCACGAGCGUACCGAAAUCCUCGAAAACUACAAAUGCUACUCGAACACCGAGAUUGAGAUGUCAAUAUAUGAGAUAAGCAGGAGCAUUAUCGGAUCCUUACCAGACAUGAUGAAGGGCAAAGUGGAACCAAUUGAUCUUCUCAUGGAAGACGGAAAAUUGAAGUCUUUCUAUCAGUUUGCAUCGAGAAUGAAUCCGUGGAACAAAUAUCUUACUUUGCUUGGCCAUUCGAAUCCUUUGCUUCGAGUUCUAGAAGUCGGCGGUGGCACCGGGGGCGACACUUUGAUGGCUCUGGAAGGAUUGACGUUAGGAAACGGCAACCGACUGUAUGCCAAGUAUACCUUCACCGAUAUCUCACCAGCAUUUCUACCGCACGCUAAGGAACGAUUCAAAACAUACGCAGACAUUGAAUAUGCCAUUUUGGACAUCAGUCAAGACCCUGCUGAACAGGGCUUCGAACCUGGAAGCUACGACUUAAUCAUCGCAUCAAAUGUCCUUCACGCCACGCCUAGCAUUUCAAAGUCACUGGCUCAUGUCAGAAAGCUUCUUGCCCCCGGUGGUCGAUUGAUGCUCAUUGAAUUGACACCCGAGACACCUCUCAUGGAUUAUAUCAUGGGCAUCCUUCCUGGGUGGUGGCUUGGGGAGGCGGAUGGACGUCUUGGAAAACCUUACAUUACAAGUGAAGAGUGGCAUAAAAAAUUACUUGAUGCUAGUUUUACUGGUGUUGACGCUGCUCUGACCGAUAACCAGGCCCCUUACCAGUUGAAGUCACAUAUCAUCUCCCAGGCUGUCCCAAUUCAAUGUUCACCCAAAGUCGCUGUCCGUAUUUUUUACCGUGGACCUAUCACGGAAUGGGCUUUGGAUCUCGAAAGCCAACUAUCACGGGCUGGUCAUACGGUCAACUGGCACAGUUUGCAGAACCCCCCUCCGUUGGGAUCGAAUGUCAUAGUCCUAGUUGAUCUCGAAGGGCCUUUCUUGAAUGACAUGACGGAGGAAGAGUUCAGGUGCUUGCAACUGUUCAUCUCCAACAUGAACAGUGGUCGCAUUCUUUGGGUCACACGGCCGGUUCAAACGCAGUGUGAUGACCCUCGAUUUGCGUUGACACUCGGAGUGGUACGAACAAGCCGACACGAAGUGACCCGUGACUUCGCUACACUAGAGCUUGACAAAGUCGAUGAAGCCGCGGUGCAGUCAGUUGUUCAGGUCUUUGAAAAGGUGAUAUUACAAACGGAUAAACCCACAGUCCAGCGAGAUUUCGAGUUUGCGCUCCAAGACGGACUAGUCCAUGUUAAUCGGUUCCAGUGGAGCUCCCUUGACGAGCAGCUUAUUGAAGCGUCCCAAGUAGAUGGCGCAAGAAAGCUGGACAUUGGUUCCUACGCCAUCUUAGAUUCCUUGACAUGGUCUUGCGAGGGCUUCACCUCAUCCCCGCUCAAGGCCAAAGAUGUUGAAAUAGACAUCAAGUACUUUGCUCUUAACUUCAGGGAUAUGAUGACUGCGAUGGGCUUCAUUGGUAACAAAGACAACAUCGGCUUAGAAGCUAGUGGAAUUGUUCGUUGCGUCGGAUCUGGUGUGACAGCUGUUUCAGUCGGCGACAGGGUGAUGGUGAUAGAUAGGGGGCUUGCCUGUACGCGGAAGACCAUUCGCGAGGACCAAUGUCUUCCCAUUCCGGACGACAUUUCUCUGGAGGAUGCUGCUGCAGUUACCUGUGUUUAUGCGACUGUUAUCUAUUCCCUCAUGUAUAUGGGGAACAUCGAAGAGGGUCAAUCAGUUUUGAUUCACUCCGCCUGUGGUGGCGUGGGCCUGGCAGCCAUCCAACUGUGCCAAAUGAUUGGGGCCGAAAUUUAUGCAACAGUUGGAAGUGAAGAGAAGGUCCGAUACCUCACCGAGACAAUGGGAAUACCUGCAGAGCACAUAUUCAACUCUCGAAAUUCCUCAUUUCUACCUGGGUUGUUGAGAAGGACCAACGGCAGGGGUGUCGACCUUGUGUUAAAUUCGCUCUCGGGCGAAUUGCUUCACGCGUCCUGGAAAUGUGUUGCCCCAUCUGGAAAAAUGCUGGAGCUAGGAAAGCGAGACUUUCUAGGCCAUGGGAAGCUCGAUAUGGAUCUAUUCUCGAAAAACCGAUCCUUUAUCGGAGUUGACCUUCUCCAAGUUCUGGACGACGACCCGUCACUCCUCCACCAAAUGGCACAGGAAAUGAUGGCGUAUCUAACCGCUGGCAGAAUCCAACCCAUACGGCCCAUACACACAUACGAGGCCGUGAAUGUGAAAAAGGCGUUUAGAUACAUGCAAGGAGGUCAGAAUAUGGGAAAGAUUGUCAUCCGUAUGCCCGACAACCCAUCAUUGCUUCCUGUUACGCAAUUGCACGAGGCGACGCCGUAUUUUACAGAUUCAUCCUCCUACCUGCUGGUUGGUGGACUCGGAGGUCUUGGGCGUGCAGUGGCAAUGUGGAUGGUGGAGAAGGGAGCUCGACAUCUCAUCUUUCUGUCUCGCUCUGACACGAGCUCGUCCAAGCGACAGGCCUUCGUGCAGGAUCUCACAUCUCAAGGUUGCUGCGUAACAGCAGUCAAAGGAGACGUGGCAAAUGUGGGGGAUGUUCAGCGGGCUAUCGCUGCAGCGCGUAACCCAAUUGCAGGUGUUAUCCAGAUGUCUAUGGUACUAAAGGACCAAAGCCUACGGAAGAUGUCAUAUGAAGAGUGGAAGGCUGCCUUGAGUCCCAAAGUUCGAGGGACCUGGAAUCUCCAUCACGCGUUUCAACAUUUGCCCUUGGAUUUCUUCGUCCUCAUGGGCUCCGUGGCCGGAAUCUGUGGAUGGAGCGGGCAAGCUAAUUAUGGAGCAGCGAACACCUUCCUCGAUGCGUUCGCUAAAUACCGCCGCUCUCAGGGCCUUGUCGCCAGUGUCAUCGACCUAGGCCUGAUGGAGGACAUUGGAUAUGUCUCGGAGUUCUCGCUUCUGGAUACCCUAGCCAGAGCACGCUCGAGCUCUAUCCUGAUGUUAGGGGAAAGCCAUCUGCUGAAGGCAAUGGAGAGGACGAUACUUUCUCCCAGAUUUGAGUCCUCAAGUCAACUCAUCAUAGGCCUUGGCUCCACCAACGUCAUGUCGGAUGAUGACCUCGCUGUCAUGUGGACUCAAGAAGCUCGAUGCAGUGGCUGGAACAACAUUCUGUCCAAUGUGAACCAAACCUCGGUUAUAUCCAAAGCCGAUGAAUUAAGGGAGUAUAUGAAGGCGAUUCAGAAAGCUCCUGAACUGUUAGACAAGCCGGCGACCGAGCAAAGACUGACUGAGGAACUGGGAAAGCUGAUAGCAUCUUACACCUCCCGUCCAGACGAAAUGACGCGCGAUGAGCUAGCGAACAUUGCCAUUGACUCGUUGAUGACAUUUGAAAUACGCACUUGGUUCCGCCGCCAUGCUGCAAUCGAAUUAACCUUGCUCGACGUUUCAAACGCUGGAACUGCGGGUGAGCUCAGUAAAAUUGCGCUUCGAAAGUUGCGCGAUCUGCUGAACCAAGGAAGAUCAGGAGAUGUGAAGAACGUAGAGAGUAUUGAAAAUAUCAAUGACAAUUACGGAAAAGAUAUGAUGCUCGGGACGGAAAUCCGAUCACUUCCCGGUGAAGCGCCGGAUUGGACGUCCGAAUCAGAAGGUCGUGUCUUUCUGACUGGGGCCACUGGGUUCCUUGGUGCAUUCCUACUGGAACAGUUUAUCUGUCUACCCCAGGUAAAAUCAAUUGCCUGCUUGGUCCGAGCUAGCAAUGCUGCUGCCGGCAUGGAGCGCCUGAGCGACGCGUGCAGAAAGUUCGGCAUUACGACCAACUUCCGCGCCAAAGUCUUUGUCGUCCCAGGUGAUAUAACGAAAGACCAUCUGGGACUCGCGCGACAGAGAUAUGACCAGCUGGCGAAAUGGGCGAGUGUUGUAUUCCAUUUUGGAGCCUACGCCAAUUACACGCUACCAUACUCAGUCCAUCGAAGCUCCAAUGUGAUCGGAACCUUAGAAAUCCUUCGGUUCGCCAACAGUGGCCGUCUGAAAGCAGUGCAUCAUUGUUCCAGUAUCUCUGCCUGUGGUAUCCCCGAAGCUCUCAGCGGCGAGACACCCGAGGACCAGAGACCUCUUCUUGAAUCCCAGAAGAUCUCGCAGACCCUCGGUUACUCACAAAGCAAGUUUGUUUCAGAGAACAUUGCUUGGAGCGCGAUGGAAAGAGGCUUCCCGAUCGCAAUCUAUCGCCCCGGUAUAGUGACCGGCCACAGCAUCACUGGUGUAUGCAAGAAGGAAGAUGUGUUCAAUCGUCUUUUGUCACAUUGUAUCCGACUGGGCUGUUACCCACGUCCACCCGACCAGCUCGCCCAAUUUGUCCCCGUAGAUUUUGUCUGCUCUGCAAUCGCGCAGAUAUCGCUCCGCAGUGAUAGCAUCGGCCAUGCGUUCAACGUCGUCCUACCUGGUGAGGGACAAAAGAUUACGCUCAAGGACAUAUUCGACCUACUGAGCCAGAUCUGUCCCUCGCCAUUGCGAAGUAUGUCAUUCCCCGAAUGGGCAGAGCUGUACAUGAAGGGGGGAGAUACCAAUAUCAAGGUAGUCGGGCCUGUGCUUGUUGACAGACUGGCAGGCUACAGACUGUGGUGGGAUGAGAUGGAUCAUAUUUCGCCAUACAGCACGGUGAAUUUGCAUCACGCCUUGUCAGAGCACCCUGAAAUUCUCCAGUUGAAGUCCAUGCGAGAACUCCUCAAAACCUACUAUGAGUAUUGGAUGCACGAAGAGCAGGAUGAGUCAUGAGACUUGACAACAUGGAAACUGCGCCCUUCGGGCGGAUCCAAAGCCUGCGGAGACUUGCUAACAUACCCCUUCUCCAAUGGGAAGCGUUGUAUCUGUUAUAUUUUGGAAUUGCCAAGCAAGAUAGAUUGAAUUCUGGAACUUGCCAUCCAUAAAGAGCAUAACUGCAAUGUAAAGUCAUAUUCACCCCCGCUCACAGUGGUUUGCCUGAUUGCUGUUGUCCAACUAUGAGGUUGUCAUGGCUCUGACUCAACGCG
This is a messenger RNA of Aspergillus melleus, 8642 nucleotides long. RefSeq lists its product as uncharacterized. Lineage: Eukaryota; Fungi; Ascomycota; Eurotiomycetes; Eurotiales; Aspergillaceae. The record is from RefSeq and is a predicted model, not a curated record. Gene Ontology annotation, molecular function: oxidoreductase activity; fatty acid synthase activity. The coding region runs from base 1 to 8388 and encodes 2795 amino acids. The transcript has 7 exons. Gene Ontology annotation, biological process: fatty acid biosynthetic process; secondary metabolite biosynthetic process.